This is a messenger RNA of Equus quagga, 1343 nucleotides long. Its product is annotated as insulin-like growth factor II-B. Gene Ontology annotation, molecular function: hormone activity; growth factor activity. NCBI's taxonomy places the organism in Eukaryota, Metazoa, Chordata, Mammalia, Perissodactyla, Equidae. The transcript is spliced from 6 exons. The coding region runs from base 1 to 1113 and encodes 370 amino acids. The record is from RefSeq and is a predicted model, not a curated record. Gene Ontology annotation, cellular component: extracellular region.
AUGGCCCUGUGGACGCGCCUCCUGCCCCUGCUGGCCCUGCUGGCCCUCUGGUCGCCCAGCCCUGCCCGGGCCUUUGUCAACCAGCACCUAUGUGGCUCCCACCUGGUGGAGGCGCUGUACCUGGUGUGCGGAGAGCGCGGUUUCUUCUACACACCCAAGGCCCGCCGGGAGGCCGAGGACCCCCAGGCCUCAGCCUCGUCCCCCUCCUCCUCCACAUCAACCCGGCUGGAGGGUCUGGGCACCACAGCCAGGGCACCCCCUGCUUUGGCAACAACUGUUAAUAUUGGCCCCACCAGCAGAUCAUUGGCCCGGCAGUUUCGACAGACAGCCUUGGGCACCAGUGACUCCCUCUUUGUCCACCGCCCGGGAGCUUCAGGGACUGCACAGCGACCAGAGGACAGGGGCCCAAGAGUCACUGCUGAGCUCGUGGAGAAAGAGGUGGUGGACUCCAGCCCCCAGACCCAGGGCCUGGCAUCUCAUCCAGCUCAGCCCCCUGCCCAGCCAGACCUCCAGCGCGAGCCACAGCAGGCCAGAGCUGCCCCAGAGCCCAGCCCCGAGCAGAUACCAAUGGGGAUCCCGGUGGGGAAGUCGCUGCUGAUGCUGUUCACUUUCUUGGCUUUUGCCUCGUGCUGCAUUGCUGCUUACCGCCCCAGUGAGACUCUGUGUGGCGGGGAGCUGGUGGAUACCCUCCAGUUUGUCUGUGGGGACCGCGGCUUUUACUUCAGCAGGCCCGCAAGCCGCAUCAACCGCCGCAGCCGUGGCAUCGUGGAAGAGUGCUGUUUCCGCAGCUGCGACCUGGCCCUCCUGGAGACCUACUGUGCCACCCCCGCCAAGUCCGAGAGGGACGUGUCGACCCCUCCGACCGUGCUUCCGGACGACUCCCCCAGAUACCCCGUGGUCAAGCUCUUCCAGUACAACGCCUGGAAGCAAUCCACCCAGCGCCUGCGCAGGGGCCUGCCUGCCCUCCUGCGUACCCGCCGGGGUCGCAUGCUCGUCAAGGAGCUCGAAGCGUUCAGGGAGGCCCAACGUCACCGUCCCCUGAUCGCCCUGCCCACCGAGGACCCCACUCCCCACGGGGCCGCCUUUGUCGAGGUGUCCAGCGAUCUGCAGUGAGCCAAAUUGUCGUAUUUCUGCAAAAUGGCACUUUCCACCUUGUGCCCUCCUCUUGACCAGGGCCCCUUCCACCGGGUCCACCUCUGAAAUCUCUCUGUACCGUCCCCCAGGGUGGGCCUCCCCCCCCAGCCCCCUUGCCCCAACCUCCUCAUGUCAGGCACUUCGGCCCCGUCCAUCGGGCUGAAGGAAUCAUAGUAACAUCAUCAAAAAAAAAAAAAAAAAAAAAAUAC